AUGAUAUUCCAGAACAGCAAAGACAGCUUAGGAAGCUGCUAUAGCAGCGCCGGUGAGGAACACGUCGGCAAAAUAACAAUUUCUGGCGACAUACAAUUUGGCCUGAAUUUCGAUUACAAGAGUAACUGUUUCUCGGUUGUCAUCAAGCAGUGCCGCGGUCUGGCCACAGCUGAUGUCAAGAAACAAAGAUCUGAUCCGUAUGGGUACAACUCGCUAUCUUCACUAACGUACAGAGGGGAUCUGGACUUGAGUCUGAAGUUCGUCAGCCCGGAGCACAUAAGCGGUCGUAAGAGGAACACGGAAGACAAGGGCGAACUGCAAAUCAUCGUGAAGGAAGCUCGAAACUUAACCGCUAUUCGGUCGAAUGGUUACUCGGAUCCGUUUUGUAAAUGGUCGUUAUUUGCUACCAGACAGGAGCGUCGAAUCAAAACGAAAGACUACAGUCAUCAGACGAUUGUCUAUGAAAAUGUAAGUUGGGAAGAAUUACAAGAGAGGUCACUCGAGUUGACCGUCUGGGAUCACGACAGACUGACCAGCAAUGAUUUUCUGGGCGGGGUCAGACUCAAUCUUAAUAAAGGUAAAGGUAAAUGUCAAGGACAGACGGUGACUUGGAUGGAUUCAAACGAAGAGGAGUGUUUGGUGUGGCAGGCCAUGCUGGAUCGGCCCAACUGCUGGAUCGAAGGAACGCUCAUGCUGAGGAAUAAUAUGAAUGAAAGAAAGCAGUGA
This is a messenger RNA of Helobdella robusta, 726 nucleotides long. RefSeq lists its product as hypothetical. The coding region runs from base 1 to 726 and encodes 241 amino acids. Gene Ontology annotation, cellular component: exocytic vesicle; plasma membrane. The transcript is spliced from 6 exons. Gene Ontology annotation, biological process: exocytosis. NCBI's taxonomy places the organism in Eukaryota, Metazoa, Annelida, Clitellata, Rhynchobdellida, Glossiphoniidae. Gene Ontology annotation, molecular function: neurexin family protein binding. The record is from RefSeq and is a predicted model, not a curated record.